AUGUGCCCAAUUUCGCCAAGUCGUUCGAGUAAUGCAGUUUUGGAACUUCACAAUGGGUCAUUUAUACCUUUAAUAACCAUAUUGAGAACAGGGUUUUCUUUAACAAUCGGUAUGUCCCGUUCAUAUAUUUUUUUUAAAACUACGGAGCUUAUAAAAGGGAUCAAAAUUUCAAAAUUUUUUUUUUGAGAAAAAAACGGGAUUCUAGCUCUCAAUUUUUUUUUAUGGAUCCUCACAAUCUCUGAAAAAAUCUGAGAAGAGCUUUGCGCAAACGGCUAAUGACGUGUAAAAAGGACACCACAAGUCGUCGAGUACUUUUCUUCAUUAAGGACAGAUUUCAAAGAAUGAACCUUACGAUUCACUUCCAAAGUCUCGAAUCACAACUUUUUAUAAUUGCAUCGCUUCACGUUUAGUCUUAGAAGCCAUAAAUGGAUGAUGUAUGAAGAGUUAUUUUUGUUUUUGCGAUUCGAGGAACUGUCGGGAUUCGCGUUCCCGAGACCCUUUGUAGACCUUUAUUACUUCUCAGCUGCUGUUACUCUGGUGUUGAUGAGCCGGUUGUCAGGGGAAGUCCUCGAAAGGAUUCCACCAUAGUAACGCCGGAAAGCCAAAAAAGGAAUGAAAGCAUUCCAGCUCUAGGACCGCCCCUCGGUCAGCCGCUACUCCGUCAUCUUUCUGGAAUGAGCAACGCCGAAUUCUCGCGGUGUCCAACUUGUCUUGAAGAUUACGGUGAGAUUCCUAUUUUUUUUCCAAAUUUUUAUGAGUUUUAUCCUUUAUUCUUUGGAAAAAUUUUUAUAAUAACAAACAAGUGUAUUGUACUAAAACUUCCAAAUUUUCUCUUAGCAGUCGAUCCCUUUUUUUGGAUAAUUAGCGUUCCAAUGCCAUAGCCAUAAUUUUAAGUUGAGAACAUGAAAAAAACCAUUUAUGAAAGGUUUUCUUUCAGAAAAAUAACAAGCUCUAUAAGUUUUUUUAAUAAAUGGAAGGUAUCCAAUCAAGCUUUCAAAAAAACUCUGAAGCUUCGAGUAUACAUUUUGUAAAAAUCAGACCCCAAUUUUUUCUUUUAGGUAUUUUCAAGAGUUUUUUGAGAUAUAAACUUUGAUGGUUGAAAUUUGCCGCUUGGUUCAACCUGACUCUUCCAGAUGACGUUGGACACAAGCCCUGUAUUGGAUUUUGCGGACAUUCGCUUUGCUUGAAAUGUCAAUCUAGGAUCGUGUAAGUCAAGAAAAUAGAUUCAUUAAAACCUUAGUUCGUUUCAGAAGUUGCCCGCUAUGCAAACGCAAGAAUUCAUUUUUCGGCACUGUUUUCAACUAUCAACUUUUAGGUGAAUAAUUUCUAAAUAUCGGCCAUUUGAAUGAAAAGUUUCACAGAUGCGGUGCUUGCUAUGAAGAGCAUGAAGAACGAAAGCAGAUCUCCUGUCGGCUCGAGGAGUAAGAGACCAUCAGAGCCAUACAUUUCGCAGCAGGUUUGUUUUUUCAAUUAUUUCCAGAAGAAAAGAAAACUUAAGGUUGUUAACGCUACACGGAGGAGCCGUCGUAACGCAUUAGAAUCUGCCGUGGAUAAAGGCCAACAAAGAGGUCGUUUUUCAUUUACGACAUGAAAGCUUGUUUUGGCGAGCAAAAGUGCAUAUGUCAAUAAGAAAAAUAAUUAUUGUCAUGUUUUUGCACUUUUACCGGUGUUCUCAGAAUAGAUCUCCUUCUGGAGCAAGACCAUAUGAAUGGGUUGUAGGGAUUGAGUGCAAAACGAUUUUGGAAAAGGUUCAGAAGUUGAGAACAACUGGCUGUCGCAGCACAUUCCUUCGGCAGACCCCCGCACUGGAAGAGACCGUUCCGUGCGUCGGUUCACUGACAGACUCGUCAAAAACGUAACGGAUACGCGACGCGGCUCCGGCAUCAAUCCAGUGUUUGAGAAUUCGCCGGAACUUGCCUACCAAUUACACCAACCAGACAACUACCGCCUCUUCAUGCUUCGGUCCAAUGCCCCCGUGAGUGUCCAAGACUUUCAAAAACAGCCGGAUUUUCGCCAUAACUUUCGAAUCAACGAAGCCUCACUUAAUGCUGAAUUUUCAGGGAAUUCAUGGCUUCUUGACUUCACCCUUCACUCGACUAUUUUUUGGACGCUCUUGUUUCGAAAUAUGA
This is a messenger RNA of Caenorhabditis auriculariae, 2129 nucleotides long. The record is from the annotation of a GenBank genome assembly. Lineage: Eukaryota; Metazoa; Nematoda; Chromadorea; Rhabditida; Rhabditidae.